AUGACCACAUCAUGGACAAUUCGGUCCAGGAGGAAUGUUGGUGCAGCUGCAUCUGUUAUCCGGCCUGUUUCUCUUAAUUCUCUCCCUGAUCUUUCCGAUGACCUUGAGAUGGGAGGCCGCUCCUCUAAUGGCAGUAGCGCACUCCUUUUACCCUCUGUUGGCUACACAAUUGGGGGUUUGAACCAAAGUGACAGCUCUGAUGACGCUCUUAUUUACCGCUGCCAAUCAAACGCUUCAGUUUCAUUUCUAGGCCGUCAAAUUACUCGCCAAUAUCGCUCGUCCUUUGUACUUUCGGACCAACAAAUGAUCGGAGUGACGCGAUGUGAAACCUUCAAGCCUGAUGAAUCCAAGGCUGAUGUGCAAGUGAGCCUGUCACUUCAAGGACCACCAGAUGAAUCGGUCGUCCCAGGCCACCAACGUUCACGAUCUGCACCCAGUCGCGUUUGCGACUGUCUUGAUGAUAAUCGUGGGUGGGCACGUUUGAUGCUGACUACAGACCGUCCAAGAGACGCUGAACUCCUCAGUCGUUUUGGGAGUCGGAAUUAUUAUACCAAAUGUGAACCCAACUCUUCCUACUUUCAUCGGAGAAUCAUUCCUUAUUACAAUGAGGAAGAAUUUAUGCUUCAGCCAUCUACGCCAACGGUUGUCAAUUCAUCUUUUGAUACGAACCGCGAGGGUCGAAACGAGGUUAAUGAAAGGGACAAUUUCGGUAUACAUGACAGUUUAGCUUCCUCGACUUUGGCUUUGACUCCGAAUCCGGACCCCUUCAUAGAUAGAGUGGAAAAGGAUACAUGUCCACUGCCUUCCAGACAUCAGGCAAACCAUAGUUCACCCUCGCCGUUGGGUUACUUACCUCAAAGUGACAAAGGUAAGAAGAUUAUCGUGAGCAUUCAGCAUCGUGAAGAUGUUGCUAACCAACGAAACUGCAUGAACUACCCUUCUUCCCAAACUCCCGACUUCCUCCCAUCCACUGAGCGAUCCGAAAGCAUUAUUUACCUGAAUCGCUCCAAAAGCGAGGCUUCACUUAGCGCAGCAAAGCCAGCACCUCGCGACCCCUGGCGCGUGCCGCCGUGUCCCGACUCGAUCGAUGACCGCAGUGCAAAUGCAGACAGUACUCUUUCCCUUCAAACCGACCUUGAGAACGAUGAUGCCAUCGAGGAUGCUCCUGCUGCCGUUCCUCCUCGUGUCCCCCAGCCAAGAACGCAAAAUACCGAGGGAAGCCUGUCGCCGUCUUCGCUCUCCUUUGUCAGCUCAACGAAUGGUGUGCUCGUGCGACUGAGCGGUCCCGGUGGGCAACAGUGCGUGUCCAGCUUCUUUAAAGAAAAACCCAAGAAAACAGCAACACUUCACACCUUCCUGCCGGGCAUCGAUAGGGAGAAGGAUGAAGUGGGGCACUUGGGCUCCCAGUUUUCUCCAGUAAUUCAAGAGGAACCGGAAUUGGAUAGCACCUUGGUUGAGUCUGAAGAAGGGAGGGUGGUGACCACACAAACUGGGGAAAGUGUUAAUGUAAAUCCGAUCCCACCCCUGCCAAGGGAACGUAAGAAGUUAGUUUGCAGCGAGAACAAUAUUUUAAGUGCCACUCAGACCGACGGCGGUCGUGGUGGCGUGGACGCCGCGCGCCCCAACUCCUCGAGCGACCAAAAUCACCCCUCCGUUGGUCUUAAGGGAACUCGUAAUGACCCCAACCAAAAUGUGUCGGAAGAAAGGGAUGCGGCCAUGCAGGCUUUUCGGGGUGACGCCCAACCACCUGUCGUCGGGCCUUCCAAUUACCACUCCUGCGCCCUAGGCGAGGUGUUUAAUGAACCAAACAAAUUGGACCCGGCAUACCCGUUGCUAAUUUUCGCCCCACAAACUCUUGAUCUCUCACAGCUGCAAGCCGAGUCAGAUGCAUGCCACUCACAAUCCACAGACCGAGCUAGAAGGCACCAAACCCGCGACAGGCCACCAGUCGAUUUGGGUGAACGCAAACUGCGCUCGGGUUUUUGUGCCCGACGGAGCGCCCCAAAGCACAUCCACCACAACCUGCUCGUUUGCACUCUUUAA
Mesocestoides corti is the source of this 2043-nucleotide messenger RNA. NCBI's taxonomy places the organism in Eukaryota, Metazoa, Platyhelminthes, Cestoda, Cyclophyllidea, Mesocestoididae. The record is from the annotation of a GenBank genome assembly.